Molecule: messenger RNA, 1107 nt
Organism: Aspergillus alliaceus
Lineage: Eukaryota; Fungi; Ascomycota; Eurotiomycetes; Eurotiales; Aspergillaceae
Exons: 4
Coding region: 1-1107 (368 amino acids)
Biological process (GO): polyketide metabolic process
Source: RefSeq, a predicted model, not a curated record
AUGACAGCUCCACCUCCUCUCCCCUCCGCACCAUCGGUGUCCCUGGGAGACAAGGUCCUGCUCCAGCCCCCGCUUUCGCGGUGCGGGCAUGGACCCGGUCUAAUAAUCAUCCGGCCUUAUAGCUAUGCCGAAUGUCAAGGCAAGAAUGGCAGUCUUGACCCGGAGCCGGUGCAGAAAUGGGCGGAGGAGAGUUUUGCGAUAGUGCAGAUUACGGUGGAUGCUGUGGCGGGCGCGGAUGAGAGUGGUGUUUUGGAAUUUGUGAAGAGGGGUAUUGCAGGGUUAGAGUCGUUGAAGGAAUUCUACGGUUCUCCGGACCAUUAUACGCCUGAGUUCGGAGGGGUCUUGGGCAAGAUCAUCACGGCUGUGAGCCAAAAGAUCGCUGCUGUGGUGUUCUUCAGCUCGUGGGAUACCAGUGAGAUAUCACUGCCUAUCCUUUCGCACUUUCCAGGAAGUUUCCAGCCGACUGGACCUGCGAAGCACGAUAAUCACACCGUGUACUCGUAUGCGGAUGUCUCUUCGGCUGGGUUCAUCAUCCCCGGACAUUCCGACUUCAAGAUCGCGGCUGCGGGAGUCGCUCACACGCGAUCUCUGGCUUUUGUGAAGAAACACAUGAACGGGCCGUAUUUCGACCUCGAGAAAAUCUGGGAUGAGCACACGUGGUACGAGUUCGGGGAUCGAUCCGUCGAAAAAACCAUGGCGACGAUGGUGCAGGAGCCCCGGACGGUCGGCACGGACCGAAUCGUGGAUGAGUUCAUUGUCAGUCUGACGCAUAAUAAGGAGAUCGACUGGUUACUUCCCGGUGUCCCACCUACCGGUAAACCGCUCCGUAUCCCGUUCACCUCAGUCGUGAAUAUUCGUGGAGACCGCCUGUAUCAUGAGCAUAUAGCGUGGGAUCAGGCGACGGUGCUUGUACAGCUGGGUUUGAUGCCCGAAUACCUCCCCUUUCCGUAUGCACUUCCGGGUGGACACUUGCCCGGGCCAGGGAAGAGGUUCGAGUAUCGGGUGCCGGCAGCUGGAGUCGAGACGGCGAUGAAGCUGCAAGAUGAACACGCGGUGCCGUCGAAUGGGAUGUUCGAGUUCAAGGUGCGUGAAGUGGAUGAUAAAUGA